AUGUGUGCAGACGCCCCGCUGAGCUGCCACGUUUGUGAGCAAGAGAACGAUUUCAGCUGCAAGAAUGUACAGCAGUGUAAUCAAGCUGACAAGUUUUGUGGUAUCAUUACCAUAAAAAUAUUUCCGCGUUUCUUCAUGAUUUCAAAGCAGUGCGCGAGAUGGUGUCCAGUAAUUGAGGAACCCAGCCAAGCUCGGUCCAAGCGGUUUAUACUAGAAGGGCCUACACCCUUCUUGUAUGUACUGUGUUGUAGAAGCAACUUAUGCAAUGAAGUGGGGCCAGCCAUGGACUAUACAGUGUUCAGACAAUACACUGGCAGAGCGAGUGAGGUGAGCCGUGGCAGUGCCAGGCUGGCCACCUUUCUGGAGUUCACCGCCACCAUAGGCGGCCUUGGCCUGCCAUGA
Lemur catta (Ring-tailed lemur) is the source of this 402-nucleotide messenger RNA. It is a transcript of the gene LY6K, whose product is annotated as lymphocyte antigen 6 family member K. NCBI's taxonomy places the organism in Eukaryota, Metazoa, Chordata, Mammalia, Primates, Lemuridae. Gene Ontology annotation, cellular component: acrosomal vesicle. Gene Ontology annotation, biological process: binding of sperm to zona pellucida. The transcript is spliced from 3 exons. The record is from RefSeq and is a predicted model, not a curated record. The coding region runs from base 1 to 402 and encodes 133 amino acids.